AUGACGACGGUUCCUCAAGCCGAACAUGACGAGGACGAGCCUUUCCUCGCCGAGUCGCCAUACACUGGCAAAGGACGAAAAGACCCAAGGCUUGAAUCAGUGAAAAGGUUUCUCGGUCCUUUCCUCUUUGGCGUGAUUGCCUCAUCUAUCCUGUGGGCGGCGCCACUGGUCAUCCACCGGACAUCAACGGCCAUAAAUGCUGUUGCGCCAGCUGUUCCUGUUAUUACAAGCUGUGGCGUGAGCCCCGACGAAGCCAGGGCCAAGGGCUGCCAUUUCCAGCUCUGGUCAUACAGCUGGGUGCCGCACAAUUGCUUCGACGCCGACUUACACAACGACUUCCUCAAGCUACAUGUCGAGGAGGGCUGGAAAUACUAUCGCAACAACAAUAGCGAUGCAACAGCAGCAGCGAAAAGUUCGACGACUCUUGAAGAGGUCUCGUUGGAUCAGGUCCUUCUUGGGGAAGGUGACGGCCUGUACUCGACCUGGGGUCAGCAUUACUGGCACUGCGUCUUUUAUCUGCGGCGCUUCUUCCGGGCCACGGGCGGCAUCACCAACCGGGAUCGGGAUGCGCACCACAGCGUGCAUUGCCAGGCGUGGCUGGCGGACCCGUUUGCGCAUGGCUGGGAGACGGUGAAUAUUCACUUGGAAGUGGGAUAUCACGAGUGCGAAGGGGAUGGACUGCGAGUGCUGGAUAGAGAACACAUCGUGUAA
Molecule: messenger RNA, 711 nt
Organism: Colletotrichum acutatum
Lineage: Eukaryota; Fungi; Ascomycota; Sordariomycetes; Glomerellales; Glomerellaceae
Exons: 1
Coding region: 1-711 (236 amino acids)
Source: RefSeq, a predicted model, not a curated record